AUGGAAAAAUAUUUUAAAAGAAAGUCAAUUGCUGAGAUAUCUCAAUUUUAUUCGGGUGUCAAUGAUCAUGAAAACCAACCUUUUUCAAAGAAAAAUUGUUUCGAAGUUGGCUUGGAAAAUCUUUCUUUUGAUCCUGGAUUUCGACCAAGAAUUACGUUUUAUCAUCCUAAUGUUCGAGACCAAGUCAGACUGCGUUAUCUACAAAAGGGUCCUUGUCAACCUCUCAACCAUAAGUUUCCCAAAUCAAAAUCUGGUGAUCAUGAAUGGAGUUUCCAACGUUCUUGGUUUGACAAAUAUCCUUACUGGUUGGAAUAUAGUGUUGAGAAUGAUGCUGCAUAUUGUUUAUGUUGUUAUCUUUUCAAACCAGAUAAAGGUGAGCAAAGUGGCGGUGAUUCUUUUGUUCUUGAUGGGUUUCGCAAUUGGAAGAGACUUGAAAAAUUUAAAUAUCAUAUUGGAGGUCCUAAUAGCUAUCAUAAUCAAGCUGUGAAAAAUUGUCAAGCUUUGAUGAACCAAAAGCAGCAUUCACCUAGACGUAGGGAUAUUCUUAAUGAGAAACAAGCUUUGAAGGUAAAAAAAGCUAUUGAAAGUGGUGAGCUUUCAAUAGGGCAAGUGCUUGAGGAUCUUACUGAAAAUUCUGAUAAUAGAGUUGAAGCAAGUGAUUUGGUGGAUUAUAUGACUUCUUUUGAUUUUGCUUUUAACUUGCACAUGAUGAAAAACAUUUUGGGAAUCACAUUUGAACUUUCACAAGCAUUGCAAAGGAAGGAUCAAGAUAUUAUAAAUGCUAUGUCUUUGGUUCACUUGUCAAAAAGAAGAUUAUUGUUGAUAAGAAAUAACGGAUGGGAUAAUCUACUUGAUGAAGUUUCUCAUUUUUGCAUUGCUCAUAAUAUAGAUAUGCCAAAUAUGCAAGAGAAAUUUGUUGCACGAGGGAGAUCGCAGCGUAAUGUUCAAGAGAUGACAAAUUUAUUUCAUUAUCGUGUUGAGUUGUUCUAUGCCAUAAUAGAUUUGCAACUAUCAGAGCAUAACAGUCGUUUUAAUGAAGGUAAUACAAAAUUACUUAUUUGCAUGACCUCCCUAAAUCCAAGUGAUUGCUUUCAAGCAUUUGAUAAGGGAAAAUUAGUUCGUUUUGCUCAAUUUUAUCUACUUGAAUUUUCUUCUACUGAUCUUAUGGCACUUGAACUUCAACUUCAACUUGAUAAUUACAUUGAUGAUAUGCGCUCAAAUAGUGAUUGUUCAAAACUAAAUGAUAUCACCAGUCUUGCUCAGAAAAUGGUUGAAAAGAAAAAGCAUCUUAUUUACUCAUUGGUAUAUUUGCUCAUCACAUUGGCUUUAACCUUACCAGUUGCAACUGCAAGUGUAGAAAGGGCAUUUUCUGCUAUGAAAAUUAUGAAGACUCAUUUACGCAAUCGGAUGGGAGAUCAAUUCUUGAAUGAUAGCCUAAUUCCAUAUGUUGAGAAAGAUAUAUUUGACAGUGUUGAUAAGGAGAUGGUCAUGCAACGAUUCCUCAACAUGAAGCCCUGCCGAGGACAAUAG
Molecule: messenger RNA, 1530 nt
Organism: Pistacia vera
Lineage: Eukaryota; Viridiplantae; Streptophyta; Magnoliopsida; Sapindales; Anacardiaceae
Product: 52 kDa repressor of the inhibitor of the protein kinase-like
Exons: 3
Coding region: 1-1530 (509 amino acids)
Molecular function (GO): protein dimerization activity
Source: RefSeq, a predicted model, not a curated record